AUGCAACGAAGUGCGGGCCUGGUCCUCUGGACCUCGCGACAGCUUGUCGCCGGAUCUGCGCGAGCCAUCGCCACCGCACCUCCCACUCCGAAGCGAAAGAUCAAAGUCGAAAACCCUGUAGUAGACCUCGAUGGAGACGAAAUGACUAGAAUUAUUUGGGCAGAUAUCAAGAACAAGCUCAUUUUGCCAUAUGUCGACCUCGAUAUUAAAUAUUUUGAUCUCGGUCUGCCUCACAGAGAUGAAACUGAUGAUCAGAUCACCGUCGAUGCUGCCGAAGCAAUUAAAAAGUACAGUGUAGGAAUCAAAUGCGCUACAAUAACGCCAGAUGAGGCAAGAGUGAAAGAGUUCAAGCUGAAGAAAAUGUGGCUUUCACCAAAUGGAACAAUUCGAAACAUUCUUGGUGGUACCGUAUUCCGUGAGCCAAUCCUUUGCAAAAACAUUCCACGACUUGUGCCAGGCUGGGUAAAACCCAUUGUUAUUGGUAGGCACGCGUUCGGAGAUCAGUACCGCGCAACAGACCUCGUCGUACCGCAAGGAGCCACAUUACAAUUGGUUGUCAAAGGUAUUUCCUGA
This is a messenger RNA of Cylicostephanus goldi, 573 nucleotides long. The record is from the annotation of a GenBank genome assembly. Lineage: Eukaryota; Metazoa; Nematoda; Chromadorea; Rhabditida; Strongylidae.